AUGAACACCAAUCAUACAACCGUUACAUAUUUUAUUGUCACUGGUAUCUCAGAAAAACCAGAGCUUCAAGUGCUGAUCUUCUUUCUUGUUAUUUUAAUUUAUUUAAUCACUCUUGGGGGUAACAUAACCAUUCUUCUUCUCAUCUGCCUGGACCAUCAUCUUCACACUCCCAUGUAUUUCUUUCUGGCCAACUUGUCUGUUGUAGACAUCUCAUGUUCCACCAUCACUCUGCAUAAAAUACUCUUAAGUUUCCUUACAGGAGAUAAAAAAGUUCCUUUCAUUGAAUGCAUGUUUCAGACAUACAUGUUUGGGUCACUGGCAGGUCAUGAGCUGUUUAUUUUAACAGCAAUGAGUUUUGACCGAUAUGUGGCCAUCUGUAACCCCUUGAAUUACCACAAGGUCAUGAGUCGUAGGACUUGCAUCAGUUUGGCUUCGUUUUGCUGGUUGCUAGGUUUUAUACAAGUUGUUCCCUAUUCUGUCCUAAUGGCUAAUAUCUCUUGUUACUCAACCAAUGAAAUCAAUCACUUCUGCUGUGACCUUGUUCCCAUAAUAGGAAUAGCUUGCAGUGAUGUCUCUAUUUUGAAAGCACUGACCUUUAUACAAGGGAUAAUUCUUUUUAUCAUAACUCCAUUUUGCCUUACAUUCAUUUCUUACGUUUUUAUAAUCACCACCAUACUAAAGAUACGUUCUAGUUCUGGCAGACGUAAAGCCUUCUACACAUGUUCAUCACACCUCAUGGUCAUCAUACUGCUAUACAUGACUCUGAUUUUACAGUAUGCAAUACCAAGUCAAUACCUGGCACCAAAUGCAACAGGUACACUGGAAUCAAAGAAGCUGUAUGCCUUGUUUAAUACGGCUGCCAUCCCUCUACUUAACCCACUGAUCUAUAGCUUAAAAAAUAAAGAUGUGAAAGCAGCUUUAAGGCGAAUGUUGAAUUUAGGUCGAGUAAUCACAUAA
Messenger RNA from Staurois parvus, 957 nucleotides. Lineage: Eukaryota; Metazoa; Chordata; Amphibia; Anura; Ranidae. The record is from the annotation of a GenBank genome assembly.